Messenger RNA from Diaporthe batatas, 1350 nucleotides. RefSeq lists its product as uncharacterized. The transcript is spliced from 2 exons. Bases 25 to 1350 code for a protein of 441 amino acids. Lineage: Eukaryota; Fungi; Ascomycota; Sordariomycetes; Diaporthales; Diaporthaceae. The record is from RefSeq and is a predicted model, not a curated record.
AAAUCAUUCACGGUCCCGGAAAUUAUGUGUGAUCCUAGUCUGCUGCUGAGUCCUCAUGUCUUCUUACUUGCACUUGCCUUCCGACACAGGGCUUUCAAAUCACCCAGUCUCAACCAGAAUCCACAUGAACUUGGACAACUACGUAUUCACCCAGGUGAAAAAGAGAUGGAGCUUGCUUUUCGUCCCGGCAUUCUCGACACCUACAUCUUCCGCAACCCCAUUAGAGAUGCAAUGGGAUACCGUAUGGGAGAGGCUCGUCUCUCUCAGGGGACGAUAAGUAAAUGUAUUUCCACGGUGGGUAUGCUUUCAGGCUUCGAGCAUCCCACGAUGGCGUACGGCCUCCGCUACAUGGCAGGGAACAGCAUGGACCGCGAUGUCAACAUUAGCAGCGCUUUACGCGAUCUGGUCAUGGACCAUGCCCCCAACUCUAUCACGUUCCAAAAGCACUACCUUCAGCGCAUUAUCUGUGCCGAUUUGUGGGCUAUUCACCGUGGUCUAGAACCACAACAGGCCCUUCUCGAACAAGCCACAAGCCUCGGCCACUCCCUGAGCCGCCGUCGGCCGAUCAACCUGACGCGGAAACAGACUGAAGAGCUCAAAAAGGAUCCGAAUUACCAGCGCUUAGAUCGAAAGUGGACAGCGGCUGUGCCGAGAUCAGAUCGGAGAAGGAAGCUCGGCCUGAAGCGUAAGGCACUUUGGACCAGAUUGCAGAAGCGGAAGCUUGACGAGAUACGUGACGACUGGGGCAAGACACAGGGGGUCGAGGACGUUGAGCGACAGAUUGCUGGGGAGGACAUCACCCAGGCCCUCGAGGACCCGCGUUCUGUGCAGCCUAUGGGGGUAGUCCAGCAAAGGAUGUUCGACGCUCUGACAUCACCCCUGGUCAAUGACCUUGACGCGCAGCUUCGGCGGAGAACCGAGGCCAUCAAGGCGCUUGUUGCAUAUUGCGGCGAGGAAGACCCUGUUGUGCCGCUGCUAGUCCGGGGCACAAUGUCUGCUUCGGAGUCCAACCCACAGCAGACCCCCAAGGCUGAGAUGCAAGAGUACAAGGAGGCAACGCUCGUUGCAUUUGGCAACGUGCGGAGAUGCUUUCUCUGUGUUGCCAAAGCUGAGAUUCUUGGGCGGUCUCAUCCUAGAUUCCGUCAUCUCUGUCACCCGUUUUCUCGCUCGGAUCAUUUGCGCGAACACUUCAUCACUGUCCAUUUGAACUACCAAGGCGAAGGUGACAGUUUCGUUUGUCCAAUCUGCAAGGUAGCGCUGAUUCACAAGAAACAUCUCCAGAAUCAUACUGAAAAAGUACACGGCAUCAAAACCAUGAGACGGAAUAACACUGAGACACGGGGCACGUAG